AGGGAGGGAGUUGAGCGCACCUCUGCUCUGUGUUGGAUGUGGUUGGCUGAGUGACGUACGCGCAAGUCGGAGGGAGCGCUUCACUCUGCGCAAUAAAGAGAGAGAGAGAGAGAGCGAGAGAGAUGCAGGCCACUCAGUGAAGGAGGAGAAGCGCGCCAAGGAGCGAACGAAGUCGCACCAGCACUGGCACCAGCACCGGCACCAGCAGCAGCACCGGCACCAGCAGCAGCACCGGCACCAGCACCAGCAGCAGCACCAGCAGCAGCAGCAGCAGCAACACUCACCGCCGUGCCAGCGCCCGCCGACGCAUCUCACGGCCAACUGAGAGGAGCAAACAUGCUGCGGCCUUAUUAAAAGUCACGUUUCAGCACAUCACAUCUGCAGGCUUCUACGAACGCGACGCAAACGGCAGGACCUCGGCUUUUUUUUCUUGAGCGCACCAUGGGAAGCAAGACUCUGGCAGCUCCUGUCCCUCUUCACCCAUGGCUGCAGCUGGCUAACUAUUCCCUUCUCCAGAGCUCCACGGGCCUUCAGCUCCCAACAGAGCACUUGCACAGCAUCUACAGCUUCAGCGCCCUGCAUGCCGUUCAGCUUCACCAAUGGAGCCCGGGCUACCUGCCCGUGGCUUUGCCCCGCUGCGCCAAACUGCCUGUCCACCUCUCUUCUAUGGCCUCCAUCCCUCUCUUCCCUUAUCAGCUGCAGCGAAAGCAGGACUCGGCAGGUGGCACGCAGAGCUCAAAGAGCAAACCUCGCUUUGACUUUGCCAACCUGGCCACGGCGGCCACCCAGGAGGAUCAUCUGAAGGCGGAAGACCUGAGCAUGUCGGGGGUCGCCGCCGCCGCAGCCGCCGCAGCCGCCGCAGCCGCCGCAGCCGCAGCUUCAUCUCACCACUCGGAGCCAAGUGGCCUCGGGUGCCUCCUGGAUGUGAGCAAGCUGGCUUACCCGGAGCGCAAGUCCGGUCGAGGCCGCUUGCCCUCCAAGACCAAAAAAGAGUUUGUGUGCAAAUUCUGCGGGCGCCAUUUCACCAAAUCCUACAAUCUGUUGAUCCACGAGAGGACGCACACGGACGAGAGGCCGUACACUUGCGACAUCUGCCACAAAGCCUUCAGAAGGCAGGACCACCUCCGAGACCACAGGUACAUUCAUUCCAAAGAAAAGCCCUUCAAGUGUCAGGAAUGUGGCAAAGGCUUCUGUCAGUCGCGGACACUGGCUGUCCACAAAACCUUACACAUGCAAGUCAAGGAACUCAAGCCAGCCAAGAUGAAAUGAUGCUUCAAGGGGAAAGCAAGGAAGCAAGCAAGCAAGCAAGCAAGUAAGGAAGCAAGCAAGGAAGAAAGCAAGGAAGCAAGGAAGGAAGGAAGGAAGGAAGGAAGGAAGGAAGGAAGGAAGGAAGGAAGGAAGGAAGGAAGGAAGGAAGGAAGGAAGGAAGGAAGGAAGGAAGGAAGGAAGGAAGGGACAGGACCAUGUAUACGCUUCACUAUGACCAAAUAGCAUAAUCAACCAAAGACUUGCUGGUAGGAGAUUCUUCCAUCCACAUGUGUGGGAACGCUGCUCUGCUCAAGGAUGAAGCCUUUCACCAGCAAUUUCUUACUAGAUACAAAAAGAAGCCUUUGUGAACAAGUCCAUGAAUAGUUAUGAGAGUUGUCUUAACAGAGACCCCAGUGGCUAUGUGGAAUGUGAAAUAGCAAUGCAAUUUGAAAAACUGCAGAAACUUGUAUUCCAAAGACAAGGUCCCGCCAUUUUUUCUGCAAGGCAGGAUGAUCAAAGCCAUCUUAGCACAGUUCCCUCCAUUUCAAUGGAACAUUCCAAUUUUUGUACAAAUGGAUUAUCAGAAAUGUAUUUUUGCACUUUAAUCUAAUUAUUGAUUUGUUGUUUUUCUUCUUCUAUAUAUCACUGGAUCUUAUUUUCAGAACAAAUAAUCAUUUUGGAAUAAAAUAUUUGAGUGUAA
Messenger RNA from Syngnathus acus (greater pipefish), 1948 nucleotides. RefSeq names its product odd-skipped related transcription factor 1 (gene osr1). Gene Ontology annotation, biological process: regulation of transcription by RNA polymerase II; urogenital system development; embryo development. Gene Ontology annotation, molecular function: DNA-binding transcription factor activity, RNA polymerase II-specific; RNA polymerase II transcription regulatory region sequence-specific DNA binding. Bases 442 to 1269 code for a protein of 275 amino acids. The transcript has 3 exons. The record is from RefSeq and is a predicted model, not a curated record. Gene Ontology annotation, cellular component: nucleus. NCBI's taxonomy places the organism in Eukaryota, Metazoa, Chordata, Actinopteri, Syngnathiformes, Syngnathidae.